Molecule: messenger RNA, 1160 nt
Organism: Drosophila kikkawai
Lineage: Eukaryota; Metazoa; Arthropoda; Insecta; Diptera; Drosophilidae
Source: RefSeq, a predicted model, not a curated record
GUAUCGAUAGUAAAAGUAUCGAAUAAAGUUGCCUUUCAUUCGCUUGUCAUCCUCACAAAAUUGCGCUUUAUUUCUCGACACUUCAAUUGGCGUCAAAGUAUUAUUAAAACUUUAUUUUGUUAUAAUGGACGAGAAUCUGAGUCUGGACGAGAUCAUUGAGCUACGCAGGAAGAGCAAUCCUAACUUUGCUCGAGGUGUGUCCAACAAGCCAACAAACUCAGUUGAUUACCGGAAUAGAUACUACCAGGGGACACAUCGCAAAAGAAAAGACUCUGCCAACACCUAUCAUAGGAAGUGGCGACCGUCGUCGUCGUCGUCUUCAUCGCCGCCGGUAAAACCUGCCAGGAGCAUCAGUUGGCAACCAAACUAUGGUAGGAAUCGGUACCUGCCCCCCAUGAACACGGGGUUCCUGCAUCGCCCUUUCAACCCAUCACUUAAAAAGCACAGGGGCUAUGUAGAUCUUGACAAUAUGCAGGACAUGGAGGAUGAAGAGAUCAUUUGCGCCCUCGAAGUGGGCUGUAAAAGGAAGAAACCAUCAUCGCCAAUAGUCACCAUUAAUUUGGACACAGAUGAUGAAUCAGAAAUGUCCAAUGCUCCCCGUUCUACUCCUCCGAAGAAGACGAAAAGCAAUGACUUAGAUCAUGGACCUCGGAAAAUUCUGGCUUCUGUAGUUAAGCAGAUCCACGAUAAGGAGGAUCAUCGCGGUAUGUCUAUGAAUAAACUGGGUUUUCGCAUUCUGGUGAGCAAUCUGGAUCCAUAUGUGACCACUUCCGAUAUACGCGAGGUCUUCUCCCAAAUUGGAACGCUGUACGAAGCUAAAGUGAUUCGACCCGGUACUGCCGAGGUUGUUUUCAAAUCCUUGGAAGAUGCCAGAGCGGCCGUGAAGGAGUAUCACCGUCGAGAGUUAGAUGGUCAGCCAAUGCAUUGUGUACUAAUCAAUGUCGAACCGCCAGUCGUUAAGGUGGACGUUGAUGUACUCCAUUCGGUGCUCUUUGGAAACCAGAAAGAGAGCCGGCCUUUGUUUAGUGGAAAACACAAAAAUCGAAAGUAAAAAUUGCAAGCUUUGCAAGCGCAUUGAAAAUGUUUCUUUGAUUUGUUAUAGUUACUUUAUUCCUAAAUAUCCGUUAUGAUCAGAAAAUAAACAUUAAUUGGAGUUACUA